AUGAUGAGAACUCCGAAAUUCACCCCGACCACUACUUUACCUACCAUACCCUCCGAAGAAUGGCGAAACCUCCUAAGGUCCUUACUCCGUGAAUGCUCCUACCUUCCUGACCCCAUCGCAAAGGGACACAUGCGCGACUAUGUGAUGCAAAGAUUCCGCCGAUACUACUUUAACCCGCAAAUACAGAAAGAAACAGAGCACCAGCGCAAACUCCGCAAAACAGCACUACAGCAACUAUCUCUCCUACGACGCGCAAACGAAGGGUACACCAAACCACUGGAGCAUGUGCUCCGGCUAUCAUACGGACGGACGGGGAAACGACGGAACGAAUUGCUGUACAAAUUUAUUGCCCCCGCAACUCCCGUGGACAGUCAGGAGGUGGCCCAGCUGAUCAAUAAGCCUUUUGCGUACUAUGAUGGAUGGGAACCACCGUCACUUGUGAGGGCGUUGCUCAAGGCGCAGCAUGCCCAUGGAAUUAUUAAUGAGUUACGUGUUCGUCCACAGAUCAAGUCUAUUGAGCCGCGAAUACCCGAGGAGAACAGUUGGGGAAGGCCAAUUGCUGCGGUGCGUCGGAGGAAUAUUAGGAGCAAUUGGUACACUGCAGCAUUGAAGAGUCUGCUUCCACCAUUACCAGGGAAAGAGCUGGAUAUACUGGAGGGGUUGAUUUCGGGGGAACAACACUGGGAGCCACCGAAACGGAGAAAGGUGAUAGAGAGCCCCAAAGAGGAGGAGGACAGCUACUUGAGAUUCUUGGUAGAUGGGCCACAAAAAGGGCAUACGUUCCGGCAGUAUGUCGAUGGUCGACCCCAUAAAAUCACACGGCGGUUUAUGCGGAGACUAUGGCGACGAAUCGACUGCCUGGUUCCUCGAAUGUCGUGGAAUGAUGCCAGUCAGAAGUACGAUUUCACAUGGGCUGUUGUAAAGGCGAUGCCAGAGAUGUCUUUGCCUAUGGACGAUGACCCAGAGAUCUUUGGGAACGUGAAUCCACAGGUCAAUUGA
Molecule: messenger RNA, 999 nt
Organism: Aspergillus chevalieri
Lineage: Eukaryota; Fungi; Ascomycota; Eurotiomycetes; Eurotiales; Aspergillaceae
Exons: 1
Coding region: 1-999 (332 amino acids)
Source: RefSeq, a predicted model, not a curated record